Messenger RNA from Microthlaspi erraticum, 747 nucleotides. Lineage: Eukaryota; Viridiplantae; Streptophyta; Magnoliopsida; Brassicales; Brassicaceae. The record is from the annotation of a GenBank genome assembly.
AUGCUGGAAGCUGCGGAUAACUCAAACGUCCUCAAUGGAGGAUUUUCUCAGCUGCAGAGCUGCUUCGGAGAUUGCACUAGCGAGGAGGAAUUAUCUGUGCUGCCACGUCACACCAAAGUUGUCGUCACCGGAAACAACCGUACGAAAUCCGUCCUCGUCGGUCUUCAUGGCGUCGUUAAGAAAGCCGUCGGACUCGGUGGUUGGCAUUGGCUGGUUUUGACAAAUGGAAUAGAAGUGAAGUUGCAGAGGAACGCGCUUAGUGUCAUCGAAGCUCCUACAGGAAAUGAAGAGGACAACGAUCUUGAAGUCGAGCACACACAACAAUGGAACAACAAUCCUUCAGAUAUGACAUUUGAAGACACUCUGAAGCCUCACAAGUCUAAGCAAAGAGGACACAGAUCAGCGAGGUUAUCUCAAAAGACAAUGUGCAGGGCCGUAUCUUGUGACUCACACUCAAAAAGCUCCAGCUUAACUCCUCGUACGACCAUGAAGGUUGAUCUUAGCACACUGGAUAUGCCUGCGUUACAGAGAUAUUGGCGACAUUUUAACCUCGGAGAUCCUCUUCCUAAUCCAUCAAAGGAGCAACUUCUUGACGUUGUUCAAAGACACUUCAUGUCUCAGGAAAUGGAUGAGCUUCAGGUGAUUGUGGGGUUCGUUCAAGCUGCAAGAGGAAUGAACAGAGCUUGCAAGUGGAAAUCUAAAAAAUCCAGAAACGGUGAUCAUCAUCAUCAUAACUGCAUCAACUAA